Telopea speciosissima is the source of this 397-nucleotide messenger RNA. Its product is annotated as UPF0426 protein At1g28150, chloroplastic-like. The transcript is spliced from 3 exons. NCBI's taxonomy places the organism in Eukaryota, Viridiplantae, Streptophyta, Magnoliopsida, Proteales, Proteaceae. The record is from RefSeq and is a predicted model, not a curated record. Bases 18 to 350 code for a protein of 110 amino acids.
AGGAGGGUAUUUUGGAGAUGGCUCUCUUCCUUGACACUUCUUCAAUGACCAUGUGGAAGUUGACUCCCGGAAACGUCUCGCCAUCGCUGAAACGGACCCGCUUCAGAGAUUUUCGGGUUAAGGCCUUCUUCAAUCCUACAGAAGAGCCGAUUCUUAAAGAGGCUCUUAAGGAGCCAUUUGCAUUCAUGGGUGGGAUGUUCGCAGGUCUUCUAAGACUUGAUUUGAAUGAAGAUCCACUCAAGGAAUGGAUUACAAGAACAGUUGAAGCCUCUGGGAUUACACAAGAAGAAAUCGAUGCGGAAGGAUCAAAACUAGAAGAAGCAGCCCCACAAUCGAUAGAGAUUGAAUGAAGACCAGUUAUCUGGGGUUUACACGGCUGUUAAUUUCUUGUCUGUAU